This is a messenger RNA of Clupea harengus (Atlantic herring), 575 nucleotides long. It is a transcript of the gene rps15, whose product is annotated as ribosomal protein S15. Gene Ontology annotation, biological process: ribosomal small subunit assembly; translation. The record is from RefSeq and is a predicted model, not a curated record. NCBI's taxonomy places the organism in Eukaryota, Metazoa, Chordata, Actinopteri, Clupeiformes, Clupeidae. Gene Ontology annotation, cellular component: ribosome; cytosolic small ribosomal subunit. Gene Ontology annotation, molecular function: RNA binding; structural constituent of ribosome.
GUAGAUGGCGCACUUCUUCUGAAAGCACACAAUAAAGAACGGACACCAAAUUCCAGGCAAUGCCCUGUCGAUUUCCUUUUCCGGUAUAACUCUGGCAAGAUGGCGGACGUUGAGCAAAAGAAAAAGCGUACCUUCAGGAAGUUCACCUACAGAGGGGUGGACCUGGAUCAGCUUCUCGACAUGUCUUAUGAGCAGCUGAUGCAGUUGUACUGUGCCCGUCAGCGCCGCAGGCUUAACCGAGGUCUACGCCGCAAACAGCAGUCCCUCCUCAAGCGCCUGCGCAAGGCCAAGAAAGAAGCUCCCCCCAUGGAGAAGCCUGAGGUGGUCAAGACCCACUUGAGAGACAUGGUCAUCCUUCCAGAGAUGGUGGGCUCCAUGGUUGGUGUAUACAAUGGAAAGACAUUCAACCAGGUUGAGAUCAAGCCUGAAAUGAUUGGUCACUACCUGGGAGAGUUCUCCAUCACAUACAAACCUGUCAAGCACGGUCGCCCUGGUAUUGGAGCCACGCACUCUUCUCGCUUCAUUCCUCUGAAGUAAAUUUGUUUAUGGGUGUGUAAAUAAAAGUGACUUCCAAA